Molecule: messenger RNA, 796 nt
Organism: Macadamia integrifolia
Lineage: Eukaryota; Viridiplantae; Streptophyta; Magnoliopsida; Proteales; Proteaceae
Product: small ubiquitin-related modifier 1-like
Exons: 3
Coding region: 192-500 (102 amino acids)
Biological process (GO): protein sumoylation
Cellular component (GO): nucleus
Molecular function (GO): ubiquitin-like protein ligase binding; protein tag activity
Source: RefSeq, a predicted model, not a curated record
GGCUUCGUACGGUUUACAAAAAGUACAGUUUGGGUGAAGAAAACCACAGGAAACAGAGACGAAGCAGUGAGUGAUACGAAGAAGUGUCCUUCUUUCUGGUUGCGUGGGUUUGCAGCGGAGAAAGGGGAAGGCGAAGUCCUCAUCGUCUCGCGUCGUUACCUGCAAAUAGAGGAGAGGGAGAGGGACAGAGAAUGUCGGCUGUGACGAACCAAGAGGAAGAUAAGAAGCCCACCGAUCAGUCGGUGGCUCACAUCAAUCUCAAGGUCAAGGGUCAGGAUGGAAAUGAAGUGUUCUUUAGGAUCAAGAGAAGCACUCAGCUAAGGAAGCUAAUGAGUGCAUACUGUGAUCGACAAUCUGUGGAGAUCAACUCAAUUGCAUUUUUGUUUGAUGGCCGUCGUCUCCGAGGAGAGCAGACUCCUGAUGAGCUAGAGAUGGAAGAUGGGGACGAGAUUGACGCAAUGCUGCACCAGACAGGUGGUGCAUCUGCCUAUAUAAAGUGAUGGGUAGAUUGUUUCUGUGGAAGGAAUGAAAGUUGAAGUCUUGAUUUCCUGGAAUUGUAGAGGAUACUAGCGCUCGUUGUAUUGAGUAUGAUCUAUUUGACUCUGGUGCUGCCUUAUGUCUCAGAGUAGAACCUGCUUUUACUACUAGUAAGGAAAUUUCUAAAUCCCGACAGCGUGAUAUGUAAUUAAACAUGAUGUGGCUUUUGUUUGUCAUCCGUGUUUUCUGUUCUUUGGAUACUCAUAGUUUUUGUUGUCUGUUGGGUAAUCGGAACCGAUCCCGAUAUUGAUUCGGAUCA